Messenger RNA from Nycticebus coucang (slow loris), 9771 nucleotides. It is a transcript of the gene CFAP47, whose product is annotated as cilia and flagella associated protein 47. The transcript is spliced from 64 exons. The coding region runs from base 1 to 9771 and encodes 3256 amino acids. Gene Ontology annotation, molecular function: protein binding. Lineage: Eukaryota; Metazoa; Chordata; Mammalia; Primates; Lorisidae. The record is from RefSeq and is a predicted model, not a curated record.
AUGAGGAAAGGUGAAUUUGGCCUUUUCAUCAUCAAUACUUUCCCGGAGUCCUCUACACUUCUGGCUAACUUACACUUCAAUGGGUCACUGAACAGAAACAGGGCCCAACAGAAACACGAUGUGACUGUUACUGCGACCCCAGGCUUUUUUUCUCCAGGCACCUGCAGCCUCUCUACUGGCUGUCAACUGUCGCCGCUGGGUGACGCCAUAACCUUUGGGUUUGAAGUCAGCGCGUGCCGUGGGUGGUUACCUAGCGACGGGUCGACAACGCUAAGCCGUCGGACGCCAAGUCUGGCGGCCGCCAGACGGUCAGCCAUGGAGAAUGAGAGGGGCUCUCUCACUCCGCGGGACUUGGAAAACCAGAAAAAGGAAGUACAGUUGCGGGUAUUCCCGCCUGAAAUGAAGUUUCUAGACACAGUGGUCGGUAAAGUGUACCGCCUACCCAUAACUGUGCACAAUCUCGGCCGUUGGAGCCAGAGGAUCCGAUUUCAGGAGCCUGUCAAGCCACAGUUCAAACUGCUUGUGAGCACUCUGGACAGAGCCCUGGCGUCAGGCCUUCAAAUGACAGCUAUAGUAGAAUAUCAUCCCGAUAAGAACGAAAACGUCCAUGACCAACUAUAUAUUACAAUAGGAAAUAAGACACUAGAAAUUCCUAUGUUUGGUUUGAUUCCAGUGUGUAAAUUGGACAUUGAACCCGAAGUUGAUUUUGGUACGGUGGUUGCCAACAGUAAAGUAUAUUGUAAAGAGAUUACUAUCGUUAACCAUGGCAAAGCUCCAGGUACAUUUAAUACAGAAUACCAGGGCCAAUUACCCAUCCUCAUUUCUCCAACGGAGGGCACGGUUGGACCUGAAUCAUCAAUGGUUAUUAAAGUGGAUUUCUGCGCAGACCAGCCUAGAAUUGUCAAUGAAAAGGCGAAUGUGACUUUGCAAGGUCGCCCUGAUAUGCUCUUGACCAUCAAGGGGCACGUGGUCGAGCAGAUAAUUGAAUUAUUAAGCAAGACCAGUGACAAGAAGUUGGAAUGCGUAGACUUUGGUUCUGUUUUUUUUGGAACAUCAAAAAUUGCACAUGCUCUUCUACACAAUUAUAGCCCAGAACCUAUGAAUUGGGUUGCCAUAAUGCAAGACGAUUCCGUGGGACAAGAAUUGGGCACGGACAUUCAUCAAAGAACAGACAUCGCUUUAAAUAAUCUUACCCACGUGCGCAAAAUAAAGACCAUAGAUAGUACAUCUUUUAUCUCCUGUGUUCCUAAUGAAGGAUCUUUACAACCUUAUGAAAAAUUGUUGAUCACAUUUUGCUUUAGUCCAAAGCUGAUAGCUGAUGUUAAAAAGAAGAUCAACCCUUCUCACAGGCAAGAUUACGCCGUCUUUUUGAGAUUUGAAACUGUCGGAAGUAAAGACAGAUUUUCAAGGGACGAUAAUUAUAAAACUACCAAAAGUGAUCGAUUUAAAAAAGUGGAAUUAGCACUGACAGGCUCAGGAAUUCCUGUCUUAUUACAAUUUGAACCAGGGAAGAUCCUUAAUUUUUCACCUUGUAUUAUGGGAGAACAUUCAGAGCUUGCAUGUAUCAUAAAAAAUCAGUCUAAAUCUCUUCCCGUGACGUACAAUUUCAAAAAAUCUGCACAUUUUAAAACUGAUCCCGAAAAAGGAAAAAUUGAUGAAGGAUGUAUUCAGAAUGUGGUGUGCUCAUUUAUUCCACAUCAAAUUGGAGUCUUUAAAGUGAGACAAGUAAUAGAGAUUCUUGGGCUUGUGGCAGAUGAAAAUAGGCAAUCUGCAUCAAUGAAACCAUUUUAUCAUGUAUAUUUAGAAUUCAACAGCAUCUGCAAACCAUCUAUAAAAAAUAAUAGGAUGAGAAUUACUCCAGGUAUGCUAUUGUGUACGGGACAGUUUGUAAUAAAAGAUUUGGAAAUAUACAAAGAAUCUGCACCUAUAGCUAUGCUUCAAUCAAAUAAGACAUCCCUUCAUACUCAUCAGUCAAAUCAAUGGUCAAGAAAAGAUGAGCUGAUAGCCCUACCCAAUGACCGUGAUGCAAGUAUCCGGCCUGGAGACCAUCGUAAACAUUUCAGGACAAUUUUCACCAAAACUCCAAGAUAUAACUAUGUGGAUCCUGAUUAUGCAUAUAAUGUUCUUGAAAAAAUGAGAAAUGAAAUACAUCAAAACUACUAUACAAUGUAUAUUAAACAUUUAAGAAGUGUGCGCCUCAAGCAAGAAGCAGAAAGGGAAAGUAUGUGUCCAUAUAAUGAUAUAGACAUAGGUUUACAGCCAGCAUCAGGGUUAAAGUCACCCUCACCCUCAGAAACGGAAAUAGAAGAGGAUCUAUCUUCACCAGAGGGUCUGACACAAGCUAAUCAAUUGCUAAGCACUAGCCACAUAACAUCCAAAGAGAAAGAGUCCUUAAGAAGAAGGGUUCACAAAGAACUUAAAUCUGAACCAUCAACACCUGAAGAAAAAGAUGAUUGUAGCACCAUUUUGUCACCAAAGCAAAUUCAUCAAGUCAUUGUUGGGCCUUCAGUCCUUAACUUUGGUAAUAUAUGUGUCAACUCGGCAAGUGAUCAUCCACUACAUAUCGUUAACAUGCUACCUAUACAUAUAUUGAUCCAGUUAGAUGUUGAUUUAGAGGAACUUCAAAAGACCAAGCAAUUUUCAUAUGUUAUUCCACCGACAUCCAACACAUAUAUUUCAAUAAUAUUUGAAUCUACCACCGUUGGAAAAUUUUGGAAGUCUUUCACUUUUACAGUAAAUAAUGUACCUGGUGGACACAUACUUGUAAUGGCCGUUGUCCGACCAGUAAAACUUGAGCUAUCUUCUGAUCAACUAAUAUUGAGACCACAAGGUUUCCUGAUGAAAACAUGUUUUCAGGGGACAAUUAGAUUGUAUAAUCGUCAGAAUUGUUCUGCCAAAUUUGAGUGGCAACCAGUAAAUACUGGAAGAGGGAUUGCAUUUUCCAUUCGUCCAGCUAACGGGACUGUGGAAGCAUAUUCGUCUCUGGAAUGUGAAGUCAAAUGGCAACCAAGUUUUAAUGCUCCAGAGAAGGGAGAAUUUAUUCUUCACGUCCUUGAAGGAAACACAUUGACACUAAAAUGUGUUGCCCAUCUUGGUCACACCAAGGUUACAUUUUUAGAGCCACGGAUACUCUUCAGUAACUCCCCUCAAGGUUUAACAACAUGGAGAAAAGCUAUUCUGCACAACGUAGGACAAAACCAUGCUUAUUUCCAGGUCUGUGACCAGAAUCUUUUGCCUAACAUUAAUAUUACACCAUCACAAGGAGUAAUUCCUUUAGGGGGGAUAACUGUUCUCAAUAUCUCCUGCACACCUACGGUAGCAGAAAAAUUUGAUACAAGAGCAAAGGUUGCUAUUCGUCGUGCAAACGUCAUAGAUCUUAGAAUCGGUGGCUCUGUUGAGAUCGCUGACAUUGAAAUUAAUCCGGAUGUAUUUCAUUUUAGUGGCAUCUAUGUCGGUGCUACCCAUACCAUUCCAUUUGUGAUAAAAAACAAAGGCAUAACACGUGCCAAAGUAGGAUUUAAUCUAGAAGACUUUCCAGAUUUUUCAAUGGAUUUUAAAGGCAAAUCAGGGAAAUUCACAGACCCUGCAGUUCCUUACAUACAUUCUUUGGAAAUAGGGGAAAAUAUGUCUGUGGAGUGUGGCCUGGUCUUUUCCCCCAAAGAAGUGGCAACAUUCGAUUUUACUAUUCAAGUUCAAAUUAAUUUAUUUGAUGCGUCCCAACUCUAUACUGAAUAUUUGUCUUCUUUGACUCCAAGAACAACACCACUUAUUCGACCAUGUUGUGUUCAAGCUAUAGCACUACGAGCACCAUUGCUAUUAUCCAGCCAUGAGUUUGAAUUUGAGAUACCGUUACAUGAGAUGGAGCCUAAAAGUAAGACGGGAAAAAAUGAGAUUCUUGCGAUGGAAAAUAUUUCAAAGCACGAGGUGCAGUGGACUUUAGAUUUUAAGAGCACGAGCCGACUAUUCAAAGAAGGAAUAUUCAGGUUUAGUGCACUAGAUGGGACUCUGAAACCACGAGAGAAGUGUACCGUUUCUAUAAUUUUCUGUCCAAAUUAUCCAAAAAAGUACACCAUCAAUAUCCCCAUACGUUUAAAUGACAAUCCAGUUUGCUACCGAAAGUUACGUCUGAUUGGCGAGGUAAAGUCACCCAAGUUACUUUUUGACCCUCCGAUUAUAUUUUUCACUCCUGUUCCCCUCAAUGUGACGAUUGUCGUGGAUAUCAACAUCUUACCUCAAAAUUAUUUCAGAAGUUGUGGUCUACAUGUUCAAAUCCCUACAGCAAGGCUUCUCAACGGUGAUGAAAUUUACCCUUUUUCUAUGAAGUUCCCAAAAGGCAGAAUUAUCACAGGCUCUCACAACGGAAUUAAUGAUAUGAUCCCUUGCCAAUUAAGCUUUAGAUCAUCUAAACCUGUGUCAUUUUUCACCAAUCUUCUUUUUUGUGAUGAUAGAAGUAACUGGUUUUCACUUCCAGUUACUGCAACGGCAGAAAACUGUCUUCUUACCAUUUACCCAUAUAUGGCAAUUCAUCUGGAUAACUACAAAAUUACUUUAAAGAAUGAUAAAGAUGAAAGUCCUGUGAAGACAAGAGACGUUUUGCUGUCCCACCAGGAUGCUCGAUCACCAUCACCUCAUUCAACUAAAAAGCCAUCCACCUCUACUAAAUUUUGUGACCUUGACCCUGCAAGGGGAAACUUAUAUGUUGGAAUGGAAAUAACAUCUGAAAAUUCGGGAUUGGAUGAAAGCGAAACAUUGAAGAAAGAUGAUAGAUUUGUGGAUAAAGAGGAGCCAAACGAGCAAUUCUUUACUCCUCAAGAAGGAACUGAGGCAUAUAAGUUCUUCGAGAAGGUUGUAAAUGCAGCUCAGACCUGGUUCAGUCUCUUCGGCUGGCCUGAGGGACCCCAUUCUCUUUCUAUCCCAGAGUCUGCAAGAAGGGAUGUAUAUAAAAUACAGUUCUACACAUCAGCCUCAUCAACCAAAAAAAUUUCCCAACAUAGUGACUUUUCCAAAUACAAUAAGACCAUUUAUGAUGUGCUGAUCCAUUUGUGUGGAAAAAUCCCACCUGGAAUUAACUCAAGUCAGUCAUUACCUAUGGAUUAUAAAGAACGUGUACUUCAGCUUCAUUGGCAACAUUCCUCACUUUUGGACUUUCUAAGUGCCCAAGGCGGAUGUGUUUCCCAUGUACUUCCUGAAUUUCUACUCGAACCAGAAGACUUUAAGAAAUGGAGUGAAAUUACAUGUUCCAAUAGUUCUGUACCAGCGAGUUCCAAAAAAACUAUGGAGAAAUGUUCCGUGGCUGCAGAAAUGGCUGACUUUGAAGCCCGGAGUAAACGGGCAUGGACAGAUGUAUUUCUUCAGAUAUAUAAGAUUCUGAUUCUAUCCCGGGUUGUACCAUAUGGCAACAGUAGUAUGCCUCCAAGAUCUAUGCUAACUUCACCAAAAAUCAAUCCUUGUUUUGUAUCCAGCAAUAUAUAUUCGAAUUCUGAAAGAAUUCUACUUAGUUGGUUAAACACAAAUUAUGAGAAUACUCGUCACAUUAUAUGGAAAAAUUGUCACAGAGACAUUAUUCCCUCUGAGAAAUGGAUAGUAAAUUUUGACACAGACCUUUCAGAUGGCAUUGUUUUGGCAACACAGCUGGGUGCCUACUGUCCAUUUUUGAUUGAGACUCAUUUUAUAAAUAUGUACACAAGACCACACUGUCCAGAACAGUAUCUACAUAAUGGCCUUGUUGUUUUAAAUGCUUUCCGUGAAAUUGGCUUCGACAUGAACAUAGAGGCCACUGACAUCUGUGACCCGAACCCAAUCAUGAUGCUUAUGCUUUGCGUCUACAUGUAUGAAAGGCUGCCCACAUACCUGCCCAAAAAGGUGGUGCCCUUUAAUUGCACUCUACAUGACACCGUGGUGAGACAGAUUUUACUAAAAAAUUCAAGCUCGAGAAACAUAGUGUAUAAUGCUAUAAUUGUUGGAAGAGAUGCUACUGACUUCUCCCUCUCCCAAUCAGGGAAUGUUGUAACAAUUGCUCCCAAAAGCCAAGUUAAUCUCAGUCUGAAAUUCACCAGUCGUUUUCUUCACCCUGCUGAGGCUUCGCUGAUAUUAAUUUCAAAAACUAAGAAUGCAUUCGGAGGAACUGCUAUGACUUUUGCCCUGAAGGGUGAAGUUGUUGAUUUCAAAGCCAUUGAAAUUAUAAAAUGCACAUCUCCAUGUUAUCAAUGGAAAGAAUUCACUGUGAAUGUGAAAAACCACUUUGAAAUUGAUGGAAACUUUAGGGUCAUUUUGGUGGAAUCUCCAACGUUUUUGUCAUUACCAUCACAAUUAAGGGAUUCUGAACAAUAUAUGGAGCAUGAAACUUAUAAAAUCAUAUGCCAACAAUCUCUAUGUAAUGUUUUGCUAGCAAUUAAGUCCAAUUUCAUCAGAGAGUUCUUCUGCUCCUCGCACAAUAUUUAUCUGGAAACGAAUGAAACUUCAAUCUUGGAGAUGUUUUUUCUUCCUUUUAACAUCCAUGUGCGCUAUUGUGUCAUCAUCUUAAGCAAUAGAAAGAUUGGAGAAUUAAUAUAUGCUGUGGAAGGAAAAGGAAUGAUUCCUUUACCAUCUAGCUUUUUCCCGAAAGAACCAUCUUCAAGUUCAGUUGACUACAAUACUACUCCAGAUGAAGGUAGAGGAUACAUGUAUCCAGUUCUGUAUUUGAAAUGUGAUAUCCGUCAAAUCUUGGAUGUGGAACUUAAAUUUCCGCUAACAAAUGAAGCUAAGGAAAAGGCUUUGGCGUUUGCUGCACAGCAGCAGAUGUCAGAUAUUGAGUAUGAACGAAGGUUGAUCACAGGCACUCUGGAGAGCAGUAGUGUCCGUGUGGCCAUUGCACUUCUUGGGCUGAGCAGGAUUGAGUCGCUUAUGCUCUUUAAUACCUCCAAGAUGAAGAAGCCUAAGUCUAUUUCAUACACUACUGAAGUAAGUCUUCCGGAACACUUCAACAUUCCCAAGAAAAUUUACAUCCCUCAGGUUCAAGAACCACAAUCUAAGUUGACUAAAUCUCAAGGAACUAAAACUGCAAAAUACUCAGAUGGAUUUGUUCCAGUUCCGCUGAGAUUUGCUCCGCUUACCCCUGGACGCUACCCAUGUAAAAUUUUAAUGACAUCGAAGUAUGAUGUGCGUGUCUAUCAGAUUGAAGGUGUGGUGAAUGAAGAACAUCCAGAGGCCUCAUUCGAAUUUGAAACACCAGCGUUUGAAUGCCUUACCCAGAAUAUUCCAAUAGAAAAUAAAACAAAGAAGGAAUGGAAAUGUCGUGUUACUAUCGAGGGGGAAUGGUUUUAUGGACCACUGAUUUUGUGUGUUGGGCCAGGUGAAACAGCGCAGUAUCCUCUCACAUUCAAACCUAUUUUUGAAUGCGAGGUUGUGGGUAAGCUCCUUCUCCAGAAUGAAGUAGACGGCAUGGAGCAUGUGUUUGAUAUAAAAGGGAUUGGAACAAAGCCCCUGGCUUUGGAACACAUAAUAGUGGAAUGCAAGGUCGGAGAAACAACAAAUAAACCCAUAAUGGUGCCUAAUCAUACAAAUACCAUCCUAAAGUUUGAGGUAACUUCAAAUCUCCCAAUAGUGUGGGGAAAUCCACACAUAACCGUAGAUCCUGAUAAUAUAGUUCCAUAUAUUCUACAUGUGUGCCCUUGGAAGCGUGGCGUAAUGAAAGGGGCAAUUUCCUUUUCCGUUAAAAGCAACCAAGAUGAUGAUUUUCAGGAAGAGAAAAAUCGAAAAAUCUCCUUUCAGAAAUCACUAAGAGAACUAGCGAAUGAUUUUAAUGAUGAAGAUUCAGAUGAUGGUACUGGAAAUUUAAAAGUCUGGUAUUCUCUUGAAAUCCAGAGCUCUCCUGGACCACCCAUUAACAUUAUUGAGAUGGAGUGUGUGGCUUUGGAGACCAUUUGCCUUGAAAUACCGCUGUCCAAUCCAAAAAAUGAAGUUAUGCACUUAGAGCCACAAUUUACGUGUGAAGAACUUAGUGGAUACCAGGAAGUUACAUUGAGGCCAUAUGAACGGAUUAGUUAUGUCAUAAGAUAUUCUCCGGCAACUACGGGCUACAAAAAUGAAAGUAUCAUUUUUCAGCCUGACAAAGAUGAAGAAUUCUGGUAUUUACUCAAAUUAGCUGUUGAUGUACCAAAACCAAUCAUAUUGCCAGAAUUGAAGUGUGACCUUGGAAAGUACGUUUCUCAGAUCAUUCCUUUGGUCAAUCCUUCACACGAAACAUUAGAAUUGCAAGAAACAAACGACAAUCCUGAAAAUUUUGUCAUGGAUUCUAAAAUACCAUCACCUCUAAUUAUAACUCCUCACUCCACCAAGGAGUUAACUAUUCGCUUUUAUCCUUCUAUGCUUGGAAGAGCCGAUCAUCAAGCUUGUAUCAACUUCCAAUGCUCUCAGUUUAAAGAGUGGAAAUUCUACCUCUCUGGAAUAGGACUGUUCCCUAAACCUCUAAAAACAGAAAGAAUAACUGCAUCCCUUGAACUUCAUUCAUCUAUUGUUUUACCUUUCAAAAAUCCUACCAAGGAAAAUGUUUUCAUCGACGUCUUACUAACAAGUCAACAGCGUCCCAGACAUCUUGUUAUUGACGAUUGCUGGGAUAGUUUUAUGGACGAAACAUCUGCCUUCCGAUUGAGUGCUAUGAAUCAAAUACAAGGAUUUGAAUUGCCUCCCAAUGGAAAUGUAGAAAUUCCAGUGUUAUUUAUGCCCCAAAUGAUGAAACUGCACAAAACAAUCACUAUUAUUCAAAUGAGGAGAGCAAACAGAAAAAAUUGGCCUAUUGACAAUUUUGAUGAAUUGGAUAUAGACAUGCAAAGGACUCUUGGAGUAGAGAAUGCAGAAAUCCGAGCAAUAUACUGGAUGCACCCCAUUCUCGGCAUCCCACAGGCUCCAUUUCCUAGAUGUCCUCAAGGUGUCAUAAAAUGUCAGUCCAGGAAGCGAGUAGAAGAGACUGUGGAAGUCACUCUGUAUGGUGAUUUUUUUGGAAAAAAUCCUGGUGCAGAUCUGACAGAAUUUUCAGUGAAUCCAAAAAGAUAUAAAUAUAAAUCUUAUGAUGGUAUUCGUGAACUCCCUAAAAGACGUGAAUUUGAGUAUGAAAUUGAGUUUGAAUCUGAAAUUAUGAAGGCUAGCUUGGAAUCCUGUAUUGCUUUAUAUCUGAUCAAAAAAACUUAUAAUGUUAUGGAAGAAGCGAUAACAAUGAUUUUCAAUGUAAUAUUUACACCAAUGAAACCACUGAGGUCUCAAAUUAUACUGAAGAUAGAGUGUAUAAAAGAUGGCAUCUGGAAAUUUCCCAUAAUGUUGGUUGCAACUGAACCUGAUAUAGAUGACGUCAUCGACAUUGAAGGCAUUGGCUUAUUUAAGGAAUCUGUUGUUGACUUUAGGUUAACAAGUCAUACUGGACACUCUGAACCAUUCACUGCAUACUUCCUACCUGGCAGUGAUCCAGAGUUUUUCGUAAGACCUCAAACUGGAGAACUUCUUCCUUUUCACACCAAAGGAACUCUCAUCACUGUAGGAUUUAAACCCCAAAUGUACAGCAAAACAUACAAGGCAACAUUAGUGGUACAGACAGCAGAUAUGUACUGGAUGUAUAAGAUCAAUGGAUUACCUCAAGGAUCUAUGCCAGUAAUGAAUGUUAAACCCAAAGUUGAUACUAUUAACAGAAAGCAUGACCCUAAGCCACCUCGUCAACGCAAUUUUAUCAAAGAAAAUGCUAAAUUCCUAAGGUCAGGAGCGUCUUCUACCACCAAAGGUGAUAAUUCUACUAUGAAAAAAUAA